AUGGCUGCGCCUCCUGACUUCGACGAUAGCCAGGGUGUCCCUCGUCCAUACAAAAGACCUCGUCAUGAUAGUGCGGCUGACGAUGCCCUGCAUCCGUAUAGUUUUCCGACGGCGUCCUCCCCAUUGCACCCAGAGACAGAUCCUGCAUCGGAAGCAGCUGCGAAGAAGAACAGAAAGAAACCACUAUCUUGUGGUGAAUGCAGAAGGUUGAAGCUGAAGUGCGACCGUGUAUUCCCCUGUCAGUCCUGCUGCAAGAGAGGCUGUGCUGAGAUAUGCCCUGAGGGCUCUCUCACAGGAGGAAAGGGCAGCAGAUUUAUUCUCGCUAACACGGAGCAGUUGCACGAGAAAAUCAAAGCAAUGAGCGAACGCAUCCGCAAUUUAGAGGAUGCUCUGCAGAGCAUGCAUGCACAAUACUCGCCUGAAGUUCACCCUCUGCUACGUCCAGAAUUGUUGCUGAUCAAGAGAUCACCCGAAUUAUUUGGAAUUGAUCGGAGUGGAAUGCCCACCACAUCUGCGAGCGAUAAUCAUACAGGGGACGAGGAUGAGCAACCUGCUGCAGGCUCAUCGUCUGCCCCAACAGAAAUUGUGACAGACUGUCCUUACACUUACCCCAUGCCUGCAAUGCCGCUCCGUAAUGACAUACCCGAGGACAUUGCGCGGCUAAGCCAUGCGUUCCCCGUGUCGCCCUCGACAGAUUCCGAAUUCGACCCUUCCUUACGACAACGCCUGCGCGAAAUGCUUCCUCCGCCGAUGGAAGCACAGCGAAUUUGCUCACAAGCACAGCAGAAUGCGUUUUGGCACUACAGUCCAGAUGCGAGUGAAAGCUUCAUACCCAACUUACUUCACAGCGUGUACAAUGCGCCCCUACAAGCUCUCCUUCCUCAUCGCCUCAGCCUCUUCCUCAUGAUUCUGGCCAUCGGGACUAUGGUGGACCUGAAGGAAGACCAAGAUCGAGCUCGGCACGACGCUGAGAGAUAUCACCAGCUGGCGCGAGCAGCGAUGUGUGAGACCAUGGUCAUCGACGACCCUAGUUUUGACGCCAUCAAUUCCCUGUUCUUCAUGGUCUGGUAUUUGUUGAUGUUCUCAUAUCACAAGAAGUCCAUCGAACAUGCAUGGGGUAUUAUGGGUCUCCUUGCAAAGUUGGCGCAAGGUCUCGGCCUCCAUCGCGACGGUGUUCGCCUGAAGAUGAUUCCUGAGGAACUCGAUAGACGGAAGACUCUACUGUGGAAUAUGAUGAGUGUCGAUGUUCGCUUGGCGCUAAUGCUGAGACGACCACCAUCGAUAUGCAUUCAGCACGUAGACGCGAAGCGGCCGAUGUACAGCCUGGAGAAUGAUUCACCAUCCACGAGUAUCACGGCAAGCUAUAAUGCUUGGCGAGACAUAUUCACCGUCCAAUGCAUGGCCCCAGUGCUGGAGUCAGUCAUCGCCACCCAGCCUCCGCCAUAUAUCGACAUUUUGCAGCUCGAUUGGAAGAUCCGCGAUUUUGUGAUUCCGCCCAUACUGCGAAUGGUAGACGACGACGGGUUUAUACCCAAUCAUCCCGCGGGCUUGCAGCAGGCAUUGACAUUCUCCGCACGCGAGACAGCGCUGCUGAACCUGCACAGGUGCUACUUCUUGCAAGCGCUGAAUGCCGAGGAAGGCUUCACGAUGAAGCACAAGUACGCGCCUUCGGUCCUCGCUACUUAUACGAGCGUGUGCAACGUAGUAUGGACUGUGUGCACAUGUUACAAAUGGGAGCCUGAUCUUAGCCUACGCAUCACCAUGCUGUGGCACAACUGCCUGUCUGCUGCAGUCGCACUUUGCGUGCUUGUUUCCCGUUCACCUUCGAACUCGUUAACGCCUCACGCACUCGUUGAACUUGACAAUAUCAUGAAGCUAUUCUCCGAAGUCAAGAGCCGCUGUCCCACUGUUGUGAAGGCAACUCCGCUCCUCGACACGAUCAUCCCUCGGAGUCGCAUCGCGUACAUGAACUGGCGUAACGGUCUGCAGGGCGCUGGUUGCUUCGAGGACGAGAUCUGCGUAAUCGCGCGACGCACAGGGAUUUUGGCGAACACAGGAGCUGGCAACGAGCUUAUGUUCCUCGACGGCGACGCGAGCCCGUUCGAGCAUGCGCACCCACUGUUGCGGCGCUGCUUCGAGCAGUCGACGAAAGAAGGGCUGAGCGCGCUUGACCCGCUCCUGCCCCCGCACAACUCGUUAGGCCCGCUACAGACCACGAGCACCUCGCAGACGUUCAGCACGUCCGCGGAGCGCACGGUCCAUGAGCACGUCGCACCUGUGGGAAUGCACCGGAAUGACUCUCCGAGCUCGCAGGCCGCGUGCAACGCGGGAUGGAUCGGCGCAGAGUUCCAGGACAGCAGCUGGAUGACAUGGUAUUGA
This is a messenger RNA of Sparassis crispa, 2379 nucleotides long. RefSeq lists its product as hypothetical. Bases 1 to 2379 code for a protein of 792 amino acids. NCBI's taxonomy places the organism in Eukaryota, Fungi, Basidiomycota, Agaricomycetes, Polyporales, Sparassidaceae. The transcript is spliced from 15 exons. The record is from RefSeq and is a predicted model, not a curated record. Gene Ontology annotation, biological process: DNA-templated transcription; regulation of DNA-templated transcription. Gene Ontology annotation, molecular function: zinc ion binding; DNA-binding transcription factor activity, RNA polymerase II-specific; DNA binding.